Molecule: messenger RNA, 1470 nt
Organism: Cyanidioschyzon merolae strain 10D
Lineage: Eukaryota; Rhodophyta; Bangiophyceae; Cyanidiales; Cyanidiaceae
Product: probable Ran GTPase activating protein
Exons: 1
Coding region: 1-1470 (489 amino acids)
Molecular function (GO): GTPase activator activity; protein binding
Source: RefSeq, a predicted model, not a curated record
AUGCAGUCGCUCGUUGGAUCCACUGCAAAUAGAGACCCGGAUGGCGUGGCAGAAGAGGCGAGACCUGGACACGUUGGUUUCGAUCCGCAGCGCCCCUCGUUCUGUCUACAAGGGGAACGCGAGAAAAUCGACGCUGAACGGGCACGGGCUCUCUUCACACCGCUUCGAGAUGCAAGCAUCGCAACAACCUCGGGAACAGAAGCUGAUCCGAGCUUUGAACGAGUGUCGCUUUCGGGCAAGUCAUUCGAUGUAGAGGCGGCGGGCGUUGCUGCGGAGCAUAUUGCGCUGUUACGACCUGGUUCGGUGCGGUACCUACAACUGGCGGAUGUGAUUGCUGGCCAGUCCGAAAUCGAGGCCCUGCAGGUGCUGGAGUUGCUCGCAGCAGCGUUCGCUGCUCAUCAAGUGGUAGAGCUGGACCUCAGUGACAAUGCACUGGGCGCUAAAGGUGUUCGAGCGUGCGCAGCGCUGUUCCAGCGCUCGGAACGGCUCGAAAGCCUGAUCCUCUGUAACAACGGCCUCGCUGCAGACGCGAUCAAGCUCAUUGUGGACGCGUUGACGGGAUCCGAAAAACGUGUAUACCUCAAAAAACUACAUCUCUUCAACAAUCUAUUGAAAGACGAGGGUGCCCUCGCUUUGGUGCCGCUUAUCGAGCGAGCACCACUGUUGGAGGAUUUCCGUUUCGCCUCGCUGCGGGUCUCUCGAGGCGGGAGCAUUGCCGUGGCUGAAGCUCUGACCCGCGUAGCGCCAACGCUUAGACGCCUCGAUAUGACCGAUAAUGUUAUCGGCAAGGACGGCGCGAAAGCGCUUGCCCAGCUCCUCGAACAACAGACGCACCUCGAGGAAUUGUACCUGCGAGAUUGCCUGCUCACCGAUGCGGGUGCACGCUGUAUUUUAGAGGCACUCAUGCGACAGACGGAGCAACCGCGCCUUCGCGUACUGGACUUGUCAGGAAACGAGCUCAUCGGCGCCGCAACUGGUUCACUGUUAGGCAAAUUCCUUGAACAUUGCGCCCCGACGCUAACACAUCUGCGCCUCGACGAGAACGAACUGGGUGACGGGGGGGCACUUGCGAUCGCCAAUGCAUUGGCCAGGGAUCCGCAGCGUUUUCGACUCGUUGAACUCUCACUAUAUCUGAACGAUAUUGGCGGCCGCGCUGCUUUCAUGCUCGUCCAGCGCUGUGUUCGGAUUGCAAGUAUGUGCGUCUUGAAUCUGAACGGGAAUCGUCUGGGAUGCAUCGCGCUAGAGCACAUAGAGCGACUGGUUGCUGGUACACCUCUUGCAUCCAGUUUUGUGGAUCUGGACGAAAACAAUGAAUCCGAGGACGAAGAUGCCACCUCCGAUAUCUUCCAGCAACUCCGCAUCGUGGAGGGAUCAGACUCGGCCGAAGCCGAAGCCGAAGCCGACGCAAUCACCGCACAGUUGCACGAUCUGCAGGUCACCACAGCACCCAAUGCCAGCGAGGCGUCGUGA